This is a messenger RNA of Toxoplasma gondii ME49, 2194 nucleotides long. It is a transcript of the gene PRMT1, whose product is annotated as histone arginine methyltransferase PRMT1. Gene Ontology annotation, cellular component: nucleus. Lineage: Eukaryota; Apicomplexa; Conoidasida; Eucoccidiorida; Sarcocystidae. The coding region runs from base 624 to 1802 and encodes 392 amino acids. Gene Ontology annotation, molecular function: protein-arginine N-methyltransferase activity. The record is from RefSeq and is a predicted model, not a curated record. Gene Ontology annotation, biological process: peptidyl-arginine methylation. The transcript is spliced from 5 exons.
UCCGUCCCUGCUUUCGCAUCUUUGCUUGUCUUUUUUCGCGGAGGCGCGCAUGCAGUUCUUCGCCGGUUCUCCCACUCUCGCCCGCUGAUUUUCUCGCUCCUCGCUGCAGCUGCCUGAACACACGGCGCGAAAUUGAUCACUGCGGAGGCAGCGUCGAGGAUCUCGUGGACAGUGUGUGACGCGUCCAGUUCUCGGCUCGCGCGUUCCUCUCUUCGUCGGUCGAAUUCUCCCGCAAGAAGAAAAGCCGUUCGGUCGACGGCAAAACACUGCUAAAAAUCGCAGGAAGAAGCCUCUCUCCUCCAGCUCUCUGCGCGACUCUCCGCAUCCUUCGUCUUGGAAAUCCGAGCACACAGCUGACCUGCACAGCGAAAAAGAUCUCGCGCUUCGAACUCAUCUCCCGCUUCAUCUCCAAGCUCCCGAAAAGUCUCCGUCGUCUUCAGUCUCCGCUCACCAUCCCGGUCUUCCCCGCGUUUCUCUCUCUUCGUCUUCGGAGACUGCGCUGUCCCCUCCGCAUCGCCUCUCUCUUUUCGGUCGUCGCUUCUGGUCCUUCUGGUCCUUCUGGUCCUUCUGUUCCUUCUGUUCCUUCUUCCCCCGCGAUUUUUUUGCUUCUUCUCGUUCGCGAAAUGAGUUCCAGCAGCCCCAACUCUUCUCGCUCCGAGGCGGUCAACGGCCGAGUUGUUGUCCCGACGGGUGGCUCUCGGCGAGAGAACUCCGGGCCAGCGAGAGGUCCUGCAGGCUUCUCCGCGACCGUUCUCCCCUGCGACGAAGCCACAAAGGCGGCGUUCGCGAAGGACUGGAAAGACUUGGAGCAGGAAAACCUCUCGUCUGCCGACUACUACUUCAACUCUUACGCGCAUUUCGGCAUCCACGAGGAAAUGAUCAAGGACUCCGUGAGAACUGGGUGCUACCAGCGCGCGAUCUGUCAGAAUGCACAUUUGUUUGCAAACAAAGUCGUCUUGGACGUCGGCAGUGGCACUGGCAUCUUGAGCCUCUUCGCGGCGAAGGCAGGAGCGAAACAUGUCUACGGAAUCGAGUGCAGCGAGAUCGUGAACAUUGCGCGGAAGAUCGUGAAGGAGAACGACAUGGAAGACAAAGUCACCUUCGUUCAGGGCAAAGCGGAGGAGGUAUCGCUGCCCGUUGAGAAAGUCGACAUCAUCAUCAGCGAGUGGAUGGGGUACUUCCUUCUUUACGAGAGCAUGCUGGACACAGUCCUCUUCUGCAGAGACAAAUGGCUGAAGCCUGGCGGAAUGAUCUUCCCCGACAAGGCAGCGCUCUACGUCGCCGCCAUCGAAGACGCCGACUACAAGGAGGAGAAGAUCGGAUACUGGGGAAACGUGUAUGGCUUCAACUUCUCUUGUGUUCGCCGCUGCGUCAUGGAAGAACCGAUCGUCGACACCGUCGACGAGAACGCCGUCUCCACUACCUCUUGCUGUGUCUUGAAACUGGACCUUCUGACGUGCACCAAGGAGGACUUGGACUUCUGUGCUCCUUACGAGAUCACGUUGCGGAGAAAGGACUUCCUCCACGCCUUUAUCGCCUGGUUCGACGUUUGGUUUUCGCACUGCCACAAGCCGGUGGUGCUGAGCACCGGGCCGCACUGUCGAUACACUCACUGGAAACAGACGGUGUUUUACAUGGAGGAUGUGUUGGUCGCGGACGUCGGGGACAAAGUCGAGGGUAUGAUUGCCGUAAAGAAAAGUCAGAAAAACCCAAGAGACCUCGACAUCAAAAUCUCCUACACGUUCAAUCCUCCCCAUGCUCCCGCCGCCAUCGAAAACACCCAGUUCUACAGACUCCGAUAGUUCCGGCUCCGCUCGCGAGAGACGCUUCGCAUCCCCCUCAAGAGGCACUCCCAGACAGAAGAGAAGAAUACAGAUGCACCCUGGCCGGGUCGCUACAUGAAGUGUAUUCAUCUGUGUCGCUGUGGGGCGCAUCGGUCUCAUGUUGAUGUGCGUCUCAUCUUGGGUGGAGGCUUUGCGUGAAGGUCUAGAUCUACGUAUGGCUACAGAUGUACGUCGAAAGAGACUCAACGAGUUUACAGAUUUCCGCGUAUGUUUUGUACCUACGUAUGUGGGGAGGUCUCCAUGUGCAGGUCUCUCCCGCGACGCAUGCGGUUUUUUCUGAGAGGAACGUAUCCUAAACAUUUCUCGAAAGCCUCGGUGAACCUGGGGUGUACAGCCUCGCAGACGCAUGU